AUGAAGGGGUUCAGAGGUAGAGUCAUGGCAACGGAACAAUUUGCUGAUUCCUAUCGUUCUGCGAAUUUCUGCACCUUCAUCAAUGAAGUCUAUGAGGUGCUCAGUGAUCCAGCUCAGCGUAGGGUUUACGAUGAUAUUCAUGGGUAUUCUUUGACAUUAAUUAAUCCGUUCGCAGAUGAUUCUACUCCAAAGGAUCAUGUUUUUGUCAAUGAGUUCAGCUGCAUAGGCUGCAAAAAUUGUGCUAAUUUCGGGAAUCCGGAUUUACUUCAACAACUUAUUGAUAGUUGUACUGUUGACUGCAUUCAUUGGACAUCACCUGCACAAUUAUCAUUACUUGAAGAUGAAAUGCGCCGCAUAGAAAGAGUCAAUCUUCUUGAAUUCGAGCAAAUCGUUCUGAUGCUUUCAGGAAUGGGAUCAACUUUAAGCGAUGUUUUCAUAAUGUCGAAUACCCGAUGGAAAAAAGGCAGUUAA
Messenger RNA from Vicia faba (fava bean), 471 nucleotides. NCBI's taxonomy places the organism in Eukaryota, Viridiplantae, Streptophyta, Magnoliopsida, Fabales, Fabaceae. The record is from the annotation of a GenBank genome assembly.